Molecule: messenger RNA, 1752 nt
Organism: Vespula vulgaris
Lineage: Eukaryota; Metazoa; Arthropoda; Insecta; Hymenoptera; Vespidae
Product: G-protein coupled receptor 143-like
Exons: 6
Coding region: 142-1227 (361 amino acids)
Biological process (GO): G protein-coupled receptor signaling pathway; melanosome organization; regulation of calcium-mediated signaling
Cellular component (GO): melanosome membrane; plasma membrane
Molecular function (GO): dopamine binding; L-tyrosine binding; L-DOPA receptor activity
Source: RefSeq, a predicted model, not a curated record
CGUAUGUUAAGAUUUAUAUGUAUAUUUUAGAUAUACUAUUAUCGUUACUAUUUAGUUUGCUUUCUUUUUAAAACCAGGAAUAAUGAAUAAUUUUAAUUGAUAUUUAUUAAUUUAUAUAAUACCUUUGAUAUUGCUAAUAACAUGGCUGAUCCAACGAUACAGACUUUUUGUUGUCGCCAUACGAAUAAAACCGAUAUGGCUGUUAAAAUAAUGGAAGAAUUUAAUACAGAUGUUUAUAAUAUAGUGUGCAUGCUUUCUUCGACAAUGGGAAUACUUGGAGCUGUUUAUCAAGUGUUACCUCGUGAGACAUCAAAUCUUCCUCAUCGAUGGAAUAGUUUUUCGGCAUCGAGAGGACGCGAGAUUAUUGUAUGGCUCGCAAUUGCCGAUUUAUUUGCUUCUUUAGGUAUAUUUAUAAGAUCAGCAUUAUGGAUAAACUUUAAAUCUAUUAUGCCAAUGGAAAAUGAUACUUCCAGUGUUAUAUUCUGUGCUCUUUCUUCGGCAUGGACACAAUAUUUUUACAUGGCUACGUGGAUUUGGACAUUGUGUUAUGCUGUGGAUAUGAAAUUAUUACUUAAUGAUCGAUCUGGUCAUCCUAUUUGUUAUCAUAUAUUUGCAUGGAUUUGUCCUGCUUUCUUAACAAUUUUUGGUUUGUCAAUAUUAUAUGUUCCAGAUGCAAACUGUCAUAAUCUAACAUCAUUGUCCAUUGCAAUAUUACGUAUUCUUCCAAAUUAUUGUACAACAUACGUCCUAUUGGCAAUUGUUAUGAUAAUAAAUCCACUUCUUUACAUUGCUUCAACUCGUGAUCUCAAAACAGCUGUUUCAUAUAGUUUGGCACAAAUGACAGGACGAGAACGAAAAUUAGUUCAAACUAUCAGACUUAAAUUUGCAUUAAUUAAUCUUGUUUAUUAUAUAUGUUGGGUACCAAAUCUAAUCAAUGGUGUCUUAUUGUGGACACUAUGGUUCCAGUUACCUGUUAAAGCUAUUAUUACUUUGUGGUAUAUGAUGGCAGUAACAAAUCCACUUCAAGCAUUUUUAAAUGCAUUGGUUUAUCAGAGAUGGGGCAGAAAAGAAAAAUUCCGAUUAGAAUGGUGUCAAAAAUUAGGAAGCUUCAGUUUAAAUCAAAUUUCUAAAGGGAAUACAGAUAUAAAUUUAACUGAAUCAUCUCCUCUGUUAAAUCAAUAUGCUUGUACACCUCAUACAAGUAUAAAUGGAUCUUCAUCAUUAUGAAAACUGUGAUACUUUUAGUGUAUUGUUAGAAGUAUAGAACAGUUAUGAUAAAAUUACACAUUUUUAUAUACAGUACAUAUUAUAAUAUUGAGAUUAAGGGUUCGUAUUUAUUUGAUUUUAAUCUUAUUAAAACAUGUUUAAAACUUAUAAAAAUAUAAUAAUACUGCCAGAUAAUUAUUACGAUGAAAUAUUAUAGACUACAUUUAAUUAUUUUAUUAGGACAACUUUUAUAGACUAAAGAUUUAUAGAAAUUUUAUAGAAUUACUUUUAUAAAAUUGUUAAUUUAUAAAUGCGCUACUUAUAUACUUACAUGUUAUUGAAAUCGUUGAUGUUAACUUUUUAUAGGAAUAAAAAGUCAAAUCAAAGAUAAAAGCUUUUAAUAAAAUUGAAAUAUGUAUUAUUUUUAUAACUAUAAAAAUAAUAUCAUUUAAAAUAAUUAUAUAUUGUAAAUGUAAUAAAUACAAGGAAUUUAUUUUAUACAUGUAAGAAUAUAGUGUACACAUAUAUACAAUUAUUCUAUUAUUA